CGCGUCGCCAGUCCUCGCCCCCCAUCACCAUGUUGAACCGCCUCUUCCGGCCGCAGGCCGCGCUGCGUGCCGCUUCCGCUUUCUCCCAGAAGCCCGUCUCCGCGCUCCCACGCCUCCAGAUCCGGUCCCUGCACCGCGUGCCCCAGUUGACCAACGACCAGCACUUCAAGACAAAUGGAGUCCCCGAGUUCCUAUCACCAGAGGCGUUCGACUUCGCCUGGACGCAAUACCAGACUCUGCUCAUUGACAAGCUGAACCUGAUGACGCAGGACACCGUUGAUGCCGAUGCGAAACCCGGAGAACUGCUGGUCAAGUACUCCCGGCGUGCGGAGAUGGCGUCAGUGUUCAACUACGCCUCCAUGGCCCACAACAACCACUUCUUCUUCAACUGCCUGGUGAGUUGGCACCCUUUGGCCGGACUUGCCCCGCAGUCUCCCAACACCACCCAGAUCCCCGAAAAGUUCGCCAAAGACAUCGUCGACACCUGCUCGUCGGUCGAAUCCCUGAAGCUCGAUUUCCUGGCCACCGCCAACGCCAUGUUCGGCCCGGGUUUCGUCUGGUUGGCCAAGAACCUGGAGAAGGAUGGAUUGAUGCACAUCUUCUGCACGUACAACGCGGGCUCGCCGUACCCGGCUGCGCACUCGCGGCGGCAACCGGUCGAUAUGGCGACGCACUCGCCCGACGCGCCGAUGGGCAACCAGUACGCCGGCGCGAUGGGCGCGCACUCGCCCAACCAGAAGAACAUGGCGGCCGGAGCGUUGGACGUGCAGCCGAUCCUGUGUGUCAACACCUGGGAGCACGUGUGGAUGAUGGACUACGGUAUUGGUGGCAAGGCCGAGUACCUGGAGCGGUGGUGGGACCGGAUCAACUGGGACGUGGUGUUUGACAACUACAACGCGGUCAGCUCGGCGAGGGCGGGCCGGAGCAUGAACUGGAACCGGAAUAUGAACAUGAUGUAG
Messenger RNA from Aspergillus heteromorphus CBS 117.55, 959 nucleotides. It is a transcript of the gene sod4, whose product is annotated as mitochondrial 37S ribosomal protein mS42. The coding region runs from base 30 to 959 and encodes 309 amino acids. Gene Ontology annotation, biological process: superoxide metabolic process. NCBI's taxonomy places the organism in Eukaryota, Fungi, Ascomycota, Eurotiomycetes, Eurotiales, Aspergillaceae. The record is from RefSeq and is a predicted model, not a curated record. The transcript has 4 exons. Gene Ontology annotation, molecular function: superoxide dismutase activity; metal ion binding.